CCUUUGUCCUCGACCUCGCCCACCUCUGGACCUAGACUCUCGCCUGCCUCUCGCCUCGCCCCGUAUAGAGUAGCGCGCCAUCUCCAGCUUUGCGCUCUGGCUCCUUUCUACGCCGCUGUCUUCGGCACAUCUUGAGCGCAGCGCUGUCGGCCGACACCUCGUCCCCGCGCUUUCCCCGCUUGACCAUCUCUCACAAUGGUCGCCGACACAGAGCUGUACGACCUGCUCAACUGCGCGCCCGACGCAUCGCCGAGCGAGCUCAAGGCCGCGUACCGCAAGGCGUCGCUGGCGAACCACCCGGACAAGAACCCGGGCAACGAGGAGGCCGCCAGCGCACGCUUCCAGGAGAUCGGCGCCGCGUAUGAGAUCCUGAGCGACCCGGACCAGCGCGCUGCGUACGACCGGUAUGGCAAGGAGCAGCCCGGCAUGGGCGGAAUGGGCGGAAUGGGAGGUGGGCCAGACAUGGACGACAUCUUUGCCGAGAUGUUUGGAGGCGGACGUGGCGGAGGGAGAGGCAGGCCGCCGCCGCGCCGCCGGCCCAAGAAGGGCCAGGACAGCCGGAUCCAGUACGCCGUGACGCUGCAGGACCUGUACAACGGGCGCACGGCGCACUUCAACCUCAAGCGCGACCGCUUCUGCGGCAGCUGCGGCGGCUCGGGCGGGCGGCCAGGCGCCAAGCCGCAGCCGUGCGUCAAGUGCGGCGGCGAAGGGCGCGUGCGGCAGCUGCGCGACAUGGGAGGAGGCAUGGUGGCGCAGUCGUUCGGCACGUGCAACGCAUGCGAGGGCGAGGGCGAGAAGGUGCGGGAGAAAGAGCGCUGCAAGAAGUGCAAGGGCGCAAAGGUCCGACAGGAGGCGACGAAGCUGGACAUUGUCAUUGAGCGCGGCAUGCAUGAUGGCCAGUGCAUCGUCUGCAAGGGCGAGAACGACCAGGAGCCCGGCGUGCCUGAAGCAGGCGACCUGAUCUUCCAACUCUCGCUGCAAGAAGACCCGUCGUUUAGCCUCAACGGCCUCGACCUGCUCUGCACGUGCCGCCUGACGCUCUCCGAGGCGCUGCUGGGCUUCGACCGCACCGUCUUGACGCAUCUCGACGGCCGGCAGAUCCGCGUGGAGCGCCGCGCAGGCGCAAUCACGCGGCCAGGAGACGUGCAGCGGGUGCGUGGCGAGGGCAUGAUGACACAGGGCGAUCGUGGAGAGCGAGGUGAUUUGUACAUUCGCUGGGAGAUCGACUUUCCGCCAGACAACUUCCUCUCAGAUGUGGACUCGCUCAAAUUGGCCCACUUGCUCCCGCCCAAGCGGCCCUCGCCGCCGGCAGACGCGACGACGACGGUCGAGACUGUCGCGCCCGAGACGGCGCCGCUGGAGGAGUUUGGACGCAAUGCGCUGCCCAGCCAGGAGCACGAGUGGGAGGACGACGACAUGUCGGCCGGGGGAGGCGGCGGCGGCGGGCCGCAGUGCGCACACCAGUAGAUGCUGCACGUGAACGUAGAGCUGGAUAUAGACGUGACUGUCACUGUGCUUGCUUGCCAUACUAUGCUCUUCAUCCGGA
Molecule: messenger RNA, 1546 nt
Organism: Tilletiopsis washingtonensis
Lineage: Eukaryota; Fungi; Basidiomycota; Exobasidiomycetes; Entylomatales
Product: DnaJ-domain-containing protein
Exons: 6
Coding region: 196-1467 (423 amino acids)
Biological process (GO): protein refolding; response to heat
Cellular component (GO): nucleus; cytosol; cytoplasm
Molecular function (GO): ATP binding; Hsp70 protein binding
Source: RefSeq, a predicted model, not a curated record